AGACACCUCUGUCUCAUUCUACUACACUUUCUCUCUCGAAAACUCUCUCUCUAAACACUCACUCACUCGUCACUCUCAUCGGUCAUCACUUAGAAGUCUUUCUUUCAUCACCGAACAAAAAUUCAAUCGACGCCAUCCCACCAGUUCGUCGCUGGUUCCCCAUCUCUUCAUCCUCUGCAUCAAUGUCAGUGCAAAGUUGCUUAAAUUUUUUUGAAAGAAGCAUGAGAAAUGCAGUGUUCCUGCAUCAUGCCAGAAGAGUUUAAAUUGUUGCUUUGAUCAUCUGUGCAUCUGCUUUGCCUUAUGCAUUAGACUACCCAACAUUUUGAUUAGAACAAACAAAUGGGAUGUGGAAAUCCACCUUCUGCGACUGCUCCGAAGGAAGAGCAGGACAAAUUUUCUCUCACUACUAAACCCAUUGGAGCUGAUCGUGGUGGUCAGACUCAUGGUGCUAAUAGCUUUGGAGCUGAUAUUAUGAAUUUCCCAUUUAUUUCACUUGGUUAUACUCAUUUUGCUCAGCAUGAAGGAGAUUGUCUGUCGUACCCAGAGUGCAAGAAUGGGAAUAAUCGGUUGGGUGGUUAUAGGAAUCUCAAUUGCUUAAAUUACAAGACUGAUACAAAUUUGAUGAGUGUCAGAAGUGACAUGUCCGAUUUCCACAGAGAAUCUGCAAUCUCGUAUCCUGACUCGAGCAUUAAUGAACUUUGUCAUGCAACUGAUAGAAAUAAUGCUAUCAAGUCAGAUUCUUUGAUGAACACAGCUUUCUCUUCUAUGGAUUCUCACAAAACAGCCGUUCAGAUGAACUUCAUUCCGCAGAGGUGUGAGGCUACCACAGGUUAUCCUAUAAAGGCCCAUGGAACAGAAGCAAAGAAGGUCAAAAUUAGCGGAUCACAGAUGAGGGGAAAAUAUUCUUCUUCAGAAUGUAGCUCAUCGGUGUUGCCGCUUGUGGAUAAUUUUCCUGUUACAGGAAAUAAAAAUGAUCUCAACAUUGUUCCUCUUCCAUUUAGUUCUCCACAAAAUGUCGAUUGGAAGUUUCUUACUCUUGGAAUUGGAGGUGGUACAGAAAUUGGAUCCAAUACUAUUUUCAGCUCUCGAGAAAUUGCCAGUAAAUUGGAGGAUGCUGUUUCUUCCCAAUCUAAGAGUGCUCUUGUUGGACAAAGUCCGAUGAACCCCUUCAGUCUUGCUCACUUAACGGGUAGAGCUGCAAGGAUACAAACUAAUGCUGGUCGAUUAUCAAGUUCAGCAUCUAAUUUGGCUGGCAGGAUAUCCACUUCUUAUGGAGGUGGACUUAUCGGAGAUACCAGUACCAGAAAUCCAAUGCCGUUUCCUAGCUUGCAAACACCACAAGCUGCUCCGCAGUUGAAUUUUUCAGCAAAACAUGAUACUUCUGUAUUUGACUCGACUGCAUCUUCAUUGCCUUUCAGAAGCACAUUAAUCUCUCAACCUGAAUGUGUUACCCGGCAACCAGAAAUAACUAACUCCACAAAUUUUGCAAGCCAAUCUGUAUCCCGACAGCAGGACUGUGGAAGAAGUUCCAUUAAUAUCUCAUGCAAAUCUUCAAGAAAUUACCUUCGGGACAGGCAUAGAGGAAGCUCCAUUAGCCAUGCACAAUUAGGAGAACUUAUUCCACUGACCGAAGGUGGAGGAACUGAAAGUGGUGCUGGUAUUUGUUUGCCAGGAAGUAUUCAGCCAGUUGGACGUGUGAUUUCACUAGCAGAAGGUACCAGAGUAGAAGUUCCUGUAAUUGGUUCUUCCCCACCAAGUGUUCAAGUAGUUGCCCCAGGGAAUAGUUUAUUUCCUAAGAGAAUUGGGUUCCAGGUCUCAAAAGGUAGCACUUUUGAGUCUGCUGCUGGACCAUUUCCUAAGAGGCUAGGAGUUCAACUUAAUGAUUUUGCUACAGCUCGAACAGGCAAAGGGCUUUCUCCAGUCAAUUUGGCUGCUCAGGUUAAUCCCUGUAGGCCCGCUUUACCCUCGGGUCAACAUCAGCAUGGCGUCCCGGCUCAAUUGUCGAAGGAUUUCCCUAGAGUUGAUUGUUCUAAUGGUGAGGUUAUUCCUGUUGCAAAACUUGAUGUAAGGCCUCAGGUUACUCCUUUUGUUUCUCAUCCAUCUUUGAAAAGGCAAGCAACUGAAAAUUCUCCAGAUGCAUGCCUGGGUCAACAUAGGAAAUUCUUUCCUCGACCUAUCAUACAUCAUUCAGUAGCCCACCAAAGGCAGAUCAUUCCAGCUAUUCCGGUCUCUAUUCCAGCAACAGUUCAUAUUCCACCUGCCCCUCUUCACGUAAAAUGGCAAGGUUUUGAUGCACCCCUUGAACCAACUGGGCACAAGUGUCUCUUGUGCAAGAGGGAUCUCUCAUUUACAGCAGAAGGGCCAGUGUAUCAGCCUGCUAUUCCACCAGCUGUUGCUGUUCUACCUUGUGGCCAUACAUUUCAUGAUCAGUGCUUGCAAGUGAUCACUCCGGAAAACCAAGCAAAAAGUCCUCCUUGCAUACCUUGUGCCAUUGGUGAAACAUAGUUUCUUGUUGCGCAUGAUUAUAUCUCAAAUUUUGCUGCUGGGGAGUUGACAAAGGUAAAAAUUGGAAUUCUUUUGUUGCUGCUGGAGCUAGGUAUAGUUCAUGGAACUGUACAUAGAUAUGCCCCUUAGUCCCAUAUUGGUGGUUAGUAUACCUAUAUUGUGAAAGUGUAAGUGUAAUGUGCGUACUGCCUUGCUGUCAGUACAAGAGAUCCUACUCUUAUUAGCUUAAAGACAAUCCUUUAGGUUUUGCCCAAACUCUUCUAUCUUCUUGCAAGGCAGCAAUUUUUUUUGUGUUCUGUGCAAAAACUUGUGUUAUCAUCCUAAAACUGCAAAGUUUUUCCUUCGUUAUUAAAAUUAAUAGGGUUCAAAUGGGAAGUCUCAACGGUUCAACCAGCAAUAGUUAUUUGCACAGCAUGCCUUGUCAUUCAUUAUUGUAGCAUGAUAACAAUUGACGGUAUCAAGACAUUAUCUCAUUUUCGACAUUCCCUAUACCAUAAUUGAAUUGCAAUAACAAUAAUUCAUGUUCUCAAGAGCCCACUACCGUAUGUGGUACCGUCUCCAGGUUGGGCGAGCAGGACGUCCAUGAAACCAGAGCUGUCCGGCUUCUGCUGAUAUGAGAAGUUGUUAUAGACUAUUACACAUAGUGCCCUGAAAGAAAAUUUGUAUAGACUAUUGCAUAAAUAUCUGACAUGCCAACAUACAAUUGUCUGAGUUUAUUUGGAGAUUAAAUAAUUGAAUUCUACAAGCUGUUUUCCUAAAGUAUAAUACAGUACUUGCGAUUCUGCAGGUCCUAAAAACAAGACCGUAUUUCAUAUAACAUACUAACAAUUUAAGAUUUGCUAGGCCACAAGAGAAUAUCACGUCUAGAUUGAUGGGGUUCAAAGUGAAAGGCCAUGCAAAUAGCUGUAUGAACCAUGAGAACCACAACAUCAAAUUUGCAAGGGGGGAAAAAACUUCAUUUAAUGGAUUUUGUCCAAACAUAUAGCAAGAAGUCUAAGAAAGGUUUCUUAGACAAACACAAGAAGUGCAAACUUAGAAUAGAUUACACAGAUCUAGCCUGUACUCAGUACAAGGUCAAACAGGAUGAACCUGCUGCAAACUUGGUGAGUGCAUAAUGUAUCUUGGGACUCAUUUAACUACCACGAGCCUUCAGCACCCACAGUAGGAUUCUGAAAAGCAUUGAAAUUCCAAAAUGUCUUCAAUGA
Messenger RNA from Sesamum indicum (sesame), 3710 nucleotides. RefSeq lists its product as uncharacterized. NCBI's taxonomy places the organism in Eukaryota, Viridiplantae, Streptophyta, Magnoliopsida, Lamiales, Pedaliaceae. The record is from RefSeq and is a predicted model, not a curated record.